GGGUGGGUCAUCGUUUCGCUGAUUUCAUCGUCAAGGUUGUGACGGGCAGCAUCAUGCCUUGCUUCGGGAUCGUUUACGUGUACUUGGUGCAGAGUGGUUACACCAACGCGCAAGUUGCCAUCGCUCCAGCUAUCAUGAAUGCAUUGACUAACCUCCUAGCUCCUUUCAGCACGGCUCUCUCCAGGUAUUACAGCCACCGACGACUGGUGUGUUUGGGAAUCGCCCUGGUGGCAGCCGGUCUUUUCAUCUGUUCCUUCAGCAACCACAUAAUACUCUUUUAUGUAUCUUAUGGAGUUGUCAUAGGGACUGGCACAGCACUGCUUUCGCCUCAAGGAUUUCUCACAUCUCAGAAGUAUUUCACCAGCAAACGCGUCACCGCCCAUAGUCUGUCCAUGCUUGGGACCUCUAUAGGUUUCAUGACAGUUCCUAUUCUUCUGAAUCAUUUUGUUCAGGAAUAUUCUCACAGAGGCUCCUUUAUUUUAUGGUCUGGUAUUGUGCUUCACGGCUUUAUUGGAGCAUCUUUGCUCCAUCCAGUGGAAUGGCAUAUGAAGCCGAACAAGACAAUACCUUUAAAAGUACUCACCAGUAGGAACACAGCUCCAGACAUGGACGGCCAAAGGUGCACUAAGUAUGAUAGACAACAGAGGAACUCUCUCAGGAGUUCUGUGAAUGAUGAUAGCAAUGAGGACUUAUCUGUUUGUGGAGACGAAUCUGAUCUGCCAGCACUUGAAAAGCCUGGAAGCGUGGGCGAUUUGUUAAGUAGAAGCAUUAGAAGGAAGAGUGGAAGAUCCAGCAGCCUCAACAAUGCGCUCCAAAUCUUUGGCUCAUCCAGCAUUGUUGAUGCUUUCGGAAGUUCAAACUCAGCGCAGAUGGAAGCAGGAAACGUGGAACUCCAAGAUGCUGGAAGCGUUUGCUGUGGUAUGACUGUGCCGCAGUUCAGUGAGAUCUUCAACUUCACCCUUCUCAAGAAUCCAGCAUUUCUCAUAUCGUCAUGUAGUAGUGUCAGCAACAGAAUGGUGUACAUGUGCUUCGUGACCUACCUUCCGUCGAUAUCUCAGGAUCUGGGCCUGAAUAGGGACACGCCUUAUCUCAUGAUGUGCAUCGCGGUAUUCGAACUCAUUGCUAAGGUUACCACAUCAAUCAUAAGUGACAGGUGCUUCACGCCGAGACGAUAUUUCAUCAUCUUUGCCGCCACGGGAGCAUGUAUCAGCUGUUUGUCCGUGACCUUCUCGCAGGACUUCUGGAGCCUCGCCCUCUGCUGCUGCGGGUACGGGUUCUGUGUGGGGAUCAUGAUGUGCAUCGGCCCCGUCCUCUUGGUCGAGUACUUGGGCCUGGAACUCCUGCCCUACUCGUACGGCCUCCUGCUCUUCAUGAACGGCUUUUCAGGACUCCUCAUCUUCACUGUGACUGGGUUGCUGAAUGACAUGGCAGGCAGUUACGUCACCACGUACAUAGGGCUGAGCUUCUUGUCAUUGGUUCCUGCUGUCUCGUGGAGCUCUAUCAAUCUCUGUUACAAUGCCCUCGAUUCAGACCACUCUUAAAUUCUAGAGGAGUGAUCUCAUUCCAUUGUGCAAGUGUAAACAAUGGCUUGUUACCUGUCAGUAGUCUGGUAGAGUGGUUAUGAUAAGACUAUAAUAAUACUGCUCCAGUCACCUGGAAUGGUUGAACCAAGAGGCCUUUACCCUUGAAAUGCAGUUUUGCCACAACUUUGAGAAAGUCCAGCUUUCAUUGCCAAUUUUAUUUAAGUCAGUUACAAUAAGGGUAGACAUACUGAUAGGAUAAGGGCCCAAAUUUUAGCACUGUGGACAGAAACAUGACACAGUAUCAUCUCACCUUCCAUUCUAUUCUAGGCAUCAAUGAUCCUGGUAGUACGCCAGACAAUUAUUAAUUAUUAUUCAUUCAUUCAUUCCAUUCCGUUCUUAAUUUGACUAGUUGUGGCAUCACUAUGAGCCAAGAAGCAACCCCAGUUGGAAAAGCAACAAGCUACCCCCAGGGGUUCUGGUAGCAACCCAGCAAGGGAAAGAAAAAUAGUAGAGAAGAAUAGAGACUGUAAGGGGAAAAAACCCAGAAAACCAAGGACAAAACAUCUAGAUUAUGAAAUGUAACCCCGAGUCUGCUUGACAACAAAGCAUUCGGAUACAGUUUGAAUGUCUGAAGCUCCAACAAUCCUACGGCAUGAUUAAGAUGGAAUGAAACUGCCGGAAAAAAGAGAGGUGGCGAACUGUAAACAAGAAAAGAUAAACCUAUUAAAAUUAACAGCAUGUUUGGUACUACAGGUGGAUGAUACACUUUCAGUUUGAAGCCUUUUCUGUAUUCUAUGGUAAGAGGAAUAACCGCUACAGGAAAUGAAGAAUGAUUAGGAAGUAUUAUCAUUUUUAUAUUAGACAUUAAAAUACCUGUCUUAAUUUCUAUUGCAGCUGAUAUCUGAGCGCAAGACGUUGCCGUCUCAAUUAAAGAAAACGGAGUUUUGAGGGAGAGAGAGAGGCAGAGAGCUUGAAUGUUGUUGGGUUUGAAGAUUCCAAUUGGGCUUCGCAAAUCCUAUUGUAGAUUCACAUCAUCCAUGCAUUUGAUGUUUAGGCCAUUUCCUUACGACGCUCCUGAUUGGCUGUUGAUAAGCCAAACACAGGGCUGGAAAUUGUUAGCCUCGCUCGAGAGUUCACAGAAGCAGGAUGUAUGUUCCGACUGCUUUCAAAAAUUAUAACUUUCACUAUACCUCAGUUUUACCUGCAAAAAAGGAGUGUUUCCAAAAGUUCUAGACAGAUGAUUUUACCAUAACCUCUGAGUGAACAAGCGCUAUGGUCAACAUAGUCAACAUUUUUAUUCCAUAGGGACGUUUCGGCUCCAACACGUUAAACCAUUCUCGACCUAAAAUAGAGGCUAAACGCUAAAACAUAAAAUUUUAUAUCUGUAAAGUACAAAACAAAUGAAGGUCACACUCGAGAAAAAUAAAAAUGUUGACUACAGAACUUGUUUGGCUGUUCCAGAUGAGGAUCAGAGUCUCUACGAAUCCUUCUCUAGCAAUUACUCUAUGUAGAUAAUGAUGCUAUUCUUCUUUUAAUAAUUCUUGCCAGUUGCUCAGUGACAACUGUAAUUGAAUCCUCCUCUUUGAGUCAUCAGUUGGAUGGAGAUGCCGAGUGCUGGAAUCCUGUAAUGCCAUUGCUUUGUCUGAAGUGGUACUGCCAUAUAAUUCCAACGAACAUGACAAUCUAUGGGUAUUUCGUUGCUUGCAUAACAGCCACUUGGCAACAAUUGCCCUCAUUGUUAAUAACUCCAUUUAAUUUCACCAAGUUCAUGUUGCUAAAUGCGCAGCCUACAUCAGUAUAUAAUUGUGGUAAGAAUACACGCAAAGAGGUAUAGGUAAGUAUAAUAUUCAACUGCGGACCAGCUAGUAUUAUUACUUCCACUGGAAAUCACUUGAUUAGGGGAACUUGCAUCCACUAUAAAAUAAACUUGCAAACUCAAUUGCAUUCAAAUUACCAGUCAUCAGUCACACUAAAAAGUAAAACAGCUGCAACCCAAGUAUUGUCGGGUAAGUGUUAGUGAAGUUGUUCUAUCAGUUCAAUGACAAACUGUAUGAGCCUCCCUUGCUUGUUGCUUUAAUCUGUAUGAAAAUAUAAUUGUUUUUCUUCUGCAAGUUUCUUUAUAAACUCAAAACUAAAGUAAUGGAUCGGAUUCAAGUAUUUUGAGUGCUUUGUAUGGCUUCAUUUUCGUCUCUGGGAGUCAUAUCUCCGAUUCCGAAGAAUCAGUCAAUGAAUCUGGGUCUCUUAGCAGUUUUUUAUGGGUCCUGCAUUGUUGUUUCAGAAGUAUUGUUGACAGCUUACCUUUCCAAGAAUUGUUUGAGAACUGAGAGAGUUAUGUGAUUUGUUUUAAUUGUCAUCAGGUACUGAAUAAAACAGAUCUGCCGUUUAA
This is a messenger RNA of Macrobrachium nipponense, 3909 nucleotides long. RefSeq names its product monocarboxylate transporter 9-like. Gene Ontology annotation, cellular component: membrane. Gene Ontology annotation, molecular function: monocarboxylic acid transmembrane transporter activity. The transcript has 7 exons. The record is from RefSeq and is a predicted model, not a curated record. Bases 54 to 1541 code for a protein of 495 amino acids. NCBI's taxonomy places the organism in Eukaryota, Metazoa, Arthropoda, Malacostraca, Decapoda, Palaemonidae. Gene Ontology annotation, biological process: monocarboxylic acid transport; transmembrane transport.